Ilex paraguariensis (yerba mate) is the source of this 1375-nucleotide messenger RNA. The record is from the annotation of a GenBank genome assembly. NCBI's taxonomy places the organism in Eukaryota, Viridiplantae, Streptophyta, Magnoliopsida, Aquifoliales, Aquifoliaceae.
AUGUGUAGAUAUUUAGUUAUUUUCUUGUGUGUCAGAUUUGGUUCGGUGCUUGUCUCAAGGGCGAUUAGGGCUGCUCAUUGUUUAACUUCUAUCCAGUUCUCACCUACCUCUGAACACAUAUUGCUUGCUUACGGUCGACGUCAUGGUUCUCUUCUCAAAAGCAUUGUCAUAAAUGGAGAAACAUCAGUGCCUAUUUAUACAGUUUUGGAGGUUUACAGAGGUUCAGAUAUGGAACUUGUGAGGGCGCUUACUAGUGCAGAAGAUGAAGUGAAUGUAGCGUGCUUCCAUCCUUUGGCUGGAGGAGGACUUGUCUAUGGCACCAAGGAGGGAAAGCUCAGGGUCCUGAAAUAUAAUGGUGCUCAUGGCGUCAGCUAUUCCGGACCAAAUUUUUUUCCAGAAGAAGACAUGGUUGAGGUAGAACUGUUUUCUAAGUUGUGGUAGAUUUGGACUUCUAAGCUCUGUUGACGCAAACACCUCAUUGAAACAACAUUUGCUUAUAUUAUCUUAAACCUCUAACUCCUUUAACUGAAUCUUAUUGUUUUCUUAGCCCCUCUAACUGAUCACGUGUAACAUUUAAUACACCCUGUUCUUAGAUGAACUUGGAUGUAACACUUAGAUGUCUUACAACUUCAGAUGAAAUGCAGGCAUAUCCGUGCUGUAUAUGCUUGAAUCCUUCAAGCCCUAUGCCCGUCCCAUUCCAAUUCCUGUUUUUAUUGCAUUGCCUCUACGUCUUUUCUACCCCGAUUAAGAAAGUUCCAAGGCCUGGGAAAAUAGACAUUAGACCAUUAAUGAAUAUAAUGAAGAGACAAAAGCUGAUUGUCUAGUAAUCAUUAUGAGGUUGUAAAAUGAUGCUCUGAGCUUGAGGUCCACUAGAAACUCGCGUUUAGCAAGUACAUUGUGAGGGAAUGUCAGUAUUCUACAAUUAUCUUAUACAAUUACCGAGCUAAGCGGUUGACUAAGAGAUGCAGGUAUGCUUAAAGUUAAAUUGGGGUAGGCCUUAGUUUCCAGAUGAUUUGACUAUCAUAUGGACAGAAUACAUGCAGUCAAUGCUGGGAAUUCUUUAUAUAACAUUGUGGAUUCCUCUUUGAACAAGUAGCUGAUAUUUCUCCAAUCGAAGUUGUUUUUAUUUUUCUAAGCUGUUUUUUCUUGGAGCUGGAGGUUUUUUGUUGUUAGCCCCCACCCAAAAUUUAUAAAAUGUCGAAGAAUUGUCCAUAUGUUGAUAAAAUGUUUUUUUUUUCAUUUGUUUGUAAAUGUCUAGAAUGAAAAAACGAACAAUCUUUGAAAUGAAUUGAGCCAGCAUCUAACUGGAUAGGCAGUGCACAGCCAAGUCUUAACUGAAUGAUUUAAGUUAAUUUUUUUGUUUGCAAGGACUGAU